UGAUGGUGAGCCUGAGAGCAGCCUGACUGCCCUACCGGGGAUGGAUUUAGAAGAAGCUUUUCAAGUUGUCGGCGAGUUUGGACCCUAUCAGAGGCGGGCGGUGGCUGUCCUUGUUCUGACACAGGUGUACAUGGCCUGUCAGUCCAUGCUGAUUGUUCUGGUUGGAUCUACACCCGAGUACCGGAUCGAGCAGCUGGACGCUGCCCCGUCCAGCCAGCAGGAGCUCCUCCAACGUGUCGUCUUUACAGAGGACCUCGACACCAUAGUGACUGAGUGGUUUCUCAUCAAGCAGCAGGCCUAUAAAGUCAGUCUAGCUGGAUCGCUGUUCUUCGCUGGGCUUCUGGUCGGGAACAUCGUCUUUGGGCCGCUCUCCGACAAGAUCGGCAGACGACCUGUCUACUUGACUGGUCUGUUUUUUGAGGUGCUCUUCGGUUACCUGACCGCCUUUGCGCCCAGCUAUGAAGUCUUCGCCGUGUCUCGUCUCCUGGUGGGGCUGAUGAACGGAGGCAUCGGCCUCGUCUGUUUCGUCCUCGCUCAGGAGUAUGUGGGCAAGUCCUACUGGGCCAUGACUGGGACGUUGAUCAGCAUGGCUUUCGCAGUCGGCAUCGCCCUGUUCGGAGCUCUGGGCUACUUCAUUCAGCCGUGGAGGAACCUGGCCACAGCGGCCAACUCGUCCGGCGUCCUGUUCUUCCUGCUGUCCGUCACUCUUCCAGAGUCUCCUCGUUGGCUGUAUUCUCAGGGCCGGACCGAGCAAGCCGAGGAGGUUCUGCGCUACAUGGCGCUGAGGAACGGCAGCGCUGCCAAGAACCUGAUGCUGCGACGUGUCGGUGCUGCUAAAGCCGAUAGCCAUGCCAACAGGGGAGUGGGGGUCCUGCAGCUGGUGAUCCACCCAGUCCUCCGUAUGAGAACCAUGGUGCUCAUGUAUGUCUGGUAUGCGUGCAGUCUGGUGUACUACGGUCUGACUCUGGGGGCCGGUCAGACGUCUGGUAGCCGUUAUGUGAACGUAGCCAUGUACGGCCUGGUGGAGCUGCCCGCCUACCCGCUCUGCAUCUACUUCAUCAACAAACACUGGGCCGGGAGGAGGAAAAGCAUGGCCAGUUUCCUGUGUUUGGCCGGUUCUGCCUGCCUCUGCACCACGCUGAUCCCUGAAAACGCAGGAGCUUUGCUGAGCGUUACAACGUUGGCGCUUCUUGGAAAGCUGAUGGUCAGUGCAGCAUUUAACAUCGCCUACGUCUACACCUCCGAACUCUACCCGACAGUCAUCAGGAACGCCGGUUUGGGGGUCUGUUCCAUGUCUUGCAGAGUUGGAGGAAUUCUUGCACCAUUUGUUCCUUCAAUGCGGGCUCUGCACGCCUCCAUGCCCUUCACUGUGUUCUGUGUGAGCGGCCUGUCUGCGGGCUGUCUGGGCCUCCUGCUGCCUGAAACCCUCAACGGACCUGCAGCAGAAACUCUGGAGGAGCUCAGCGUCCCGAGCCACGGCCGAGUGCUGGAGAGCAAGGCUCUGCUGUAUGAAGAUGAAGAAUGGAAAUCGAGCCACAAAUGAAGCCAGCGGCCUCGUCUUCAUCAGCGGGACAGAUUGUCCACGCCUCGCUCUUCGUGGAACUGCUGCUUCAAAACGGUGAACUGUCCCUUUAAUUUCCUUGAAGGACUGGUCACUUUUAUUCUUGGUGAACGAUGACAUUUGAAAUGGGGCAGCGGUGUGGAUGCCGACCAACGCUCCGCCUUCAGGGAGGAGGCGUUCUCCACCGACUCGAAGGCUCCUCCUGAAGCCAGACGGUCGGUCGCUGCCUUUAAUUUAAUUUCCUGAAUGUGGUCGUGGUGUUUGUGCCUUAUUUGGAAGCAACAUCUGGGAGAGACGGCGAAGACACGACAGGACAGAGAUGUGACUGACAUUCCACUCCAGAGACGCUGGGACUGAACAGUUCGCUUUCCCAGCAGCACAACAGGACGGCGUUCACCUGCGUACGAGAUGAUGGUGCAGCACACGUAGUUUAAUGCAUCGAUGCUCAGCCAGCAGAUUUGACCAUUAGCUCCGUUUAUUCAGUUUAACUCCAUGCUGAACUCCUGUAUCAUUAUUUAUUAUUACAUUUAAUUUCCAUCCUGUACAAGUGUUAGCAUGCAGUGCUGUAAGUGCCCAGAGGCAAGCCAGUAAUUGGGUGUAACUGUAUCUGUUGUCAUGGGAACAGGAGAUGAAGCUCUUGCAGUGUUUUUCCAAACAUGAACGAGAACACGUUGAGGUCAGAAUUCAACCUUCUAGCUGGGUUUAUUUCUGUGUCUGAGCCUGUGAAAGGUGACGGACAUGUUCACACCUGUGACACUACAGCUGGACGCCAUGCUCCUUCACCUGCUGACCCGUUAGGACGCCAUCAUACAGGUGAAUGGGUCUAAACUCAUUUUAUCAAUCUCAUGGAGGUCAGAGAACCGAACUGUGUCCCAGUGUUCAUCAUCAUUAUCAUCAGCUGCUUUCGAAGAUCUUGUUAUUCCAGCUGCUCAUAUUUCACGACGCACCGUGACCAUGAGUCGUCCUCGGGAUGUCAGCGAUGGCUGAACUUCUGACGAGCCUCGAUUGGGGUUAAAGCUCUGUACACACCUCUCUGAAACUGAACCAUGCUGACAAAAACCACAGCACCAGAAAGUCUAAUUAAAACAAGAAAUGAAUUCACUCUUCAUCAAACAUCAUGAAACGCACAGAAAGUCAGCAGCUACUUCAUCAGAUAUUUGAUAAAAAAGUCAAACAUCAUUCAUCACAUCCUGGAGUAUUACAGCGUGAGGGUCAGUCAGGUAGUCGUCAUUUAUCCACUGUGAAGAAAUCAAGGUCUGCGUGUCUGUCUUUGUCUGUUUUUAUGGUGCAGCUGGAUGAAAACGCUCAGUUUAAGUCAAAGAGUGUUAAAGCUGCACACAGUUUGGACCGCAGAGCGCACGGUGCUGUAACUGUAAGCCGAACGUGCGCUCACUUAAAACAACCAGCAGGGUUUCAGGAUGUUUCCAGAACAUUUACUCGGCUCUCAUCAGGCUCACGAAAUGAUACAAACCAGUGCAUUCAAUAAGCUAGAGGACACUAAUUGAUGCGGGACCAUUGUGUGUAAAACAGCUUUACUUUAGAGAAAAAUGGUGAUCAAUCAGUAAUCAAUCAAGCGCCACUCUUCAGAAACUUUCCUGUGCCUUUAGCUCUGACGUCAAGAUUUCAGAUGUCAAGUGUUGAAAUAUAUUAUUAGACAUUUGUAAGAUGUAAUUAAAGUUAUUAAGAUAUUAGACGACAUGUUUUCUGAGAUGUUUUAUAUGCCAGCAUUUUGUACAGUGUAUACAAUCACCUUUUACAGUGUGCCAUGCAGAUAUACUGUGUCUAAAGCUGCUGCAAAUGUUCAAUGAUCUCUUUCUGUCAGAGGCAGUAAACAGUUCCUACAGUCAACCCAGUUUUCACACGUCUGGUUUUGUUCACCUCCAAGUCCGAGGCCAUGGUUCUCGACCAGAAAAGGGUGGCUUGCCCCCUCUG
Messenger RNA from Chelmon rostratus (copperband butterflyfish), 3493 nucleotides. It is a transcript of the gene slc22a15, whose product is annotated as solute carrier family 22 member 15. Gene Ontology annotation, biological process: transmembrane transport. Gene Ontology annotation, cellular component: membrane. The transcript has 13 exons. The record is from RefSeq and is a predicted model, not a curated record. Lineage: Eukaryota; Metazoa; Chordata; Actinopteri; Chaetodontiformes; Chaetodontidae. Bases 41 to 1543 code for a protein of 500 amino acids. Gene Ontology annotation, molecular function: transmembrane transporter activity.